ACACAUCUACCACAUUUCUCUACAUUUUCAGCUACGUUCCUCGCGGUGGUCGUGAAGCUGCUUCCAUGAACAGCAUAAGCACUGCCAUCUUUUCGUGUCCAUACAGAUUUCCAUAGAGAUUAUGGAACAUGCUGUGUCCUGCCUAAAUUCUACCUCCUCACGCAACGACCAAGUACGAGAACUUAAAAAAAAAGUCACGUUGAAAGACCGCCUCCCGUGCUACGAGAUCGCUUAUCAAAGUGGAGCUAGAAACGGACCGCAUACACGUUCAGCUAUGCCUCUCAGGAAGUUUGAAAACAUCACGUUACGACUGGCAAAUGUUGGGUGGUACCCGUACAUCUUCAACGUCCCCACCAAAGAUGGAAACUUUCGCUUGAAGGGCAUCACGGGAUCCAUGAUAGACUACAUUCUGCAGUCCAUGAAUAUGAAGUACGUCCUGGUGGAGCCUGCCGACCGCCAAUGGGGACACAUGGACCCUGAAGGAAGAUGGACAGGGAUGAUGGGAUUGCUCCACAGACACGAAGCAGACUUGGCCAUGGGACCCUUCGUGCUAACGGAAGAGGAUGCUUCCAUCGCUAACCCAUCACCUCCAUACGCGGACGAGGACAUGGUCAUCCUGAGCGGGGUUGAGAAAGAACACAAAUCAAACGUGUACGGCUACGUCUCUGCUUUCGACGUCAAUGUCUGGAUGAUGCUACUCUGUUUCGUCGGUUUCGUCGCCUUCGUUGCAGUUAUUAUUGAAUGCAUCAUGCCAGACCCAUCUCUGACCAAGCGACAGCGACAACAGCGUCUGUCGAGGAUAUUCUGGACGUACGUAGCAUCUGUGUGUCUGGAGAGCUCAAACCUGACGUUCACGAGCAAUCCUCACCGAGUCCUCUUCGGUACCUGGUUUUUUAUGAUCGUCAUACUGAUGAAUACCUUUGUCGCCUACAUGGAAUCGGCAAUGAUGCUUAAAGAGGAGACUGAUCGCCUGGACACCAUCGAAGACCUUGCAAAGACGUCGGGCAUCGUGCCCAUGGUCUUCGAGGCAGCUGGAUUUCUUGAAGUCAUUCAGGACGCAGAGGGUUACGCCUUCCAGAAAGUCCUCAAGAUGAUGGAACAGGAAGAACAGCAGGAAGAAGUUCACGGGGAAGAACUGUUCACUCCACCCUAUCUGGAAAUGGUGCUAAAGCGAAAAGCAGCCAUUCUCAUGGAACGCAUUUCGCUCCUGGCCCGCGUCACAGAACAUUGCUACGACAAGGAACUCAAAGGGUUGGGACUCUUCCACUUGGGACGGAAACGAAUCAUCCAAAUCAAGAUGGUUUUCUAUCUCAGGAAAGACCUCAAUCCCGAAUUACAGGAGGAGAUCUUCAAGCGCGUCCGCUGGAUCAUGGACUCCGGUCUGAACUUACACUGGCACGAGGACCUGGUUCCGGAUCCGGGUCCCUGCUGGACACAGGAGCAUGCGGAUCAUCUUCACGACUACGACGCACUCGACUAUGCGGACUUUGCCGUCAUCUUCUAUCUCUUGCUCACUUCGCAUGGAUUGGCCUUCUGCGGAUAUUUCCUGGAGCUCUUCGUCCACAGAUACUGGUGUAUCAACAGUCGUACUGCAGAUUCUUUCUUCGGUUGACGUCUUAAACGUUUCAUAUGUAGCUCGUGAGACCUAGAUUAAAAAA
Messenger RNA from Ornithodoros turicata, 1658 nucleotides. RefSeq names its product glutamate receptor ionotropic, kainate 3-like. NCBI's taxonomy places the organism in Eukaryota, Metazoa, Arthropoda, Arachnida, Ixodida, Argasidae. The coding region runs from base 122 to 1612 and encodes 496 amino acids. The transcript is spliced from 7 exons. Gene Ontology annotation, cellular component: membrane. Gene Ontology annotation, molecular function: ligand-gated monoatomic ion channel activity. The record is from RefSeq and is a predicted model, not a curated record.